CGAACGUCGGCCUCUGCGGCGAUAUCGAUGGGCUCAUUGUUUCAAAAGCCCUUUAUUUGAUAGAACGGUGCUGCUCUUCUGCCCGUUCAUCUUUAACCGUGACCUUAGAUUUGUCCCUGCCUUCACCGAGUUCGUCAAGAUCUCGAAGAAUUAAAAUUCCGCUCAUUCCGCAACACUCACAGAACAGCAUGACUACGAACGGCACCAGAGGCGCUGCCUCCCCUCCACCAGCAGGCAUCUACGUCCCAGUGCCUACCUUCUUCGCAAAGGAAGGCAGCGCCAACUACGAUGAAGUUUCUCCACCGAUCGAUAUUGAGACCCAAUCCGAGCACUCCCUCUUCUUGGUGCGAGGCGGCGUGAAGGGUCUCGUCAUCUUGGGCAGCACAGGCGAGGCAAUCUUCGUGCGAAACUCCGAGCGACACGAGUUGAUCAAGAGCCAAAGAAAGACAUUAGACGAUGCUGGGUUCAAAGACAGACCGAUCAUUGCUGGCACAGCAACGCAGAACAUUGACGACACGGUGGAGAUGAUCAAGGACAGCCAAGAUGCAGGUGCAGAAUACGCCAUGGUGCUCGGACCCGCGUACUUCGCUGCAGCAACCAGCCAAGCUGGUAUUCAGAAAUGGUUCGAAGUGGUCGCAGAUCGCUCACCUAUUCCAAUCUUGAUCUACCACUACCCAGGCGUGACGAACAACCUGUUCAUUGCUCCAUCGACAUUUGAGAAGCUUGCCGCACACCCAAACAUUGUUGGCUGCAAGCUGUCACACGGUAUCAUUGACGACCAGACUUUGAUCGCCGCCUCGCCAAACAUCGACCACGACCACUUCUACGUCUUCACCGGUCUUGGCCAGAACCUUCUUCCAGUGUUGACUAUUGGUGGCGUUGCCGCCAUCGACGGUCUGGCAGGAUGUUUCCCACGAGUCGUGGUCAAAUUGUUCAAGCAGUUCCACGAGAGCUCCGCCAAGGGAACGAGCAAGGAAGAUCUUCAACUCCAGCGUGAUUUGCAAUUCCGCAUCUGCGAGGGCGAGAAGCUCAUUGCCACUUGGGGUCCCGUUGGUAUGAAAGAGGCGAUCGCCCGUGUCUGGGGUAUCGGCAGUGGCAAGGGUAACCGUUUGCCACUAGCUGGUGGUUUCCAAGAUGGUGACAAGGAAUGGACCAAGUGGGAGAAGGUGUUCAACGGCCUCCGUGAUUUGGAGAAGCAGUUUGAGGCUGAGGACAACAAAUAAGGGCUAGAAUAGAUCGCCUGUACCGAAUUUUUGGCGCACCUUCACAUCAGACCGGAUCUCGUCUUCCAUGUGCUGAUGGAAGUAUCAGGUACUGUAUUGUUUCGUCACGCCGG
Molecule: messenger RNA, 1336 nt
Organism: Cercospora beticola
Lineage: Eukaryota; Fungi; Ascomycota; Dothideomycetes; Mycosphaerellales; Mycosphaerellaceae
Product: dihydrodipicolinate synthase family protein
Molecular function (GO): 4-hydroxy-tetrahydrodipicolinate synthase activity
Source: RefSeq, a predicted model, not a curated record